AUGGCGGCAAAAGCAGAACCGAUCGGGCCACGAAAUGGGCAUGAGUUAGCGCCAUUGAAUACGAGGGCAGAUGGCACUGAAAGGCCUCAUGGAGUGACAAUAGUGCUUCAAGGAUCUAGAAAUUCUUUGCAGAGGGAUGCUCCUGAUGAAGACAGAGCGGCUUGGUCAGGAAAACUCCAGUUCUUCUUAUCUAUCAUCGGUUAUUCCGUCGGCCUCGGAAAUAUUUGGCGGUUUCCGUAUCUAUGUCAACAAAAUGGCGGAGGUGCUUUUCUCAUCCCAUUCCUCAUCAUGUUGGUGCUGGAGGGUAUUCCCCUAUUUCUGAUCGAAAUGGCCAUAGGUCAGAAGAUGCGCCUCGGUUCCCUUGGGGUCUGGAACACCAUCCAUCCCUGGCUCGGCGGAAUCGGGAUUGCUAGCUGCGUGGUCACUUUAUUCGUCGCUUUGUACUAUAACGUUAUUAUUACAUGGGUUUUCUUCUAUUUGUUCAAUAGUAUUCGGCUGAGUGCAGACCAGCUGCCUUGGGCUCAUUGUCCUCAAGAUAAUGGUACUGCUGAAAUUGAAUGCAACAAAGCAUCAGCCACCGUGUAUUAUUGGUACCGAGAAGCUUUGGACGCGUCUCCAAGCAUUGAGGAGCCUGGUGCUCCAAGAUGGUGGAUAGUCUGUUAUCUGUUCCUCGCAUGGGUCAUUGUUUUCUUCAUUGUGAUGAAGGGUAUUCAGAGCAGUGGAAAGGUUGUGUAUUUUACGUCUCUGUUUCCAUACGUGGUGCUCACCAUAUUUUUUGUGCGCGGCAUUACUUUGCCGGGGUCGGCUGAUGGAAUUAUACAUAUGUAUAAACCGAAAUUAGCAAAACUUCUGGAUCCAACAGUAUGGUUGGAUGCUGCCACUCAAGUUUUCUACUCAUUCGGUCUUGCUUUCGGAUCCCUCAUCGCCUUCGGUUCCUACAACACCCCUAAUAACAACUGCGUGAGGGAUGUGUUGUUGGUGUCGGUCUGUAACGCUCUGACUGCGAUAUACGCAUCGGUGGUCAUCUUCAGUAUUCUUGGCUUCAAAGCUUUUACUAUGGUGGAGAAGUGCAUUACUAAGGAAAUCAAAGUGCUAGCAUUGCAUCAGAUCGGAGGUUUUACUCUUAAUUCAACCCAAGAGUAUUACGAAGAAAACUUCCCGUCCUUGAACAGUACGACCGUUUCAUCGCUCAAUUUAACUGGGUGUGCUAUGAGCAAGCAAUUAGAAGAAGCAGCAGAAGGAACAGGUCUGGCCUUCAUCGUCUUUACGCAAGCCAUCUUGAAGCUCACACCGGCACCGUUCUGGUCCAUAAUAUUCUUCUUGAUGCUUCUGUCUUUGGGUCUGGGAAGUCAGAUUGGUAUUAUGGAGGGCAUGCUCUGUACUAUAUUUGAUAUAGACUUCUUUAAGAGGUUCAGCAAGCCUGUUAUUACUGGUUUCGUCUGCACCAUCUGUUUCUUCGUGGGUCUGAUCUUCACGACGGGCGCGGGCGAGUACUGGCUUAAGAUGUUCGACUCGUUCGCGGGAACCAUCGGCCUCGUCGUUGUCGCGUUGCUCGAGAUGGUCGCUGUUGUAUACAUAUAUGGGCAUGAGAAAUUCACAAAUGAUAUCUACGAGAUGACCGGCUACCGGCCCGGCUGGUACUGGCAGAUCACGUGGCGCUAUGUAGGACCUUGCAUCGUGUCUUGCAUUCUCCUCUCGUCGUUGGUCUUCAUGAUUCUAAAUCCACCUACGUACGGCGCUUGGAAUGCAGAGGAGGGUCGCGUGGAAAAAACACCAUAUCCUAAUUGGGUACUCGGUAUCGCCGUGGCCAUGAUACUCGCCGGUAUACUCCCCAUACCGGUCGUACUCCUGCUGAGGAGAUUCCAAUGCUUGGCCCUCGACGUGGACAUACAUCAAGGAUCCAUCAGGAGGAUUGAAACCACCGUAUCUACCAAGGAGAUGAUGAGCGAUCAGGAUUCUUCAGAUUCGGAACAAACUCCCGCGCAAACGUCCGACCGAUAUGAAGACUCUAGCAGUGACGAAGAUAUUCUAAAUACAAAAUACUCCGGCACCAGACUCGCCAUGAAACCAAUAAAUGGCAACACAUUCAAAAUGGACGUUGUUGAU
This is a messenger RNA of Brenthis ino (lesser marbled fritillary), 2106 nucleotides long. The record is from the annotation of a GenBank genome assembly. Lineage: Eukaryota; Metazoa; Arthropoda; Insecta; Lepidoptera; Nymphalidae.